AUAAAUAAAGAAUGGCAUUGGUUUUAUUUUUAGUGCUAAAAAAAUAUUUUUUUAAAUUAGCAUACUUUUGUGUUUUGCUUUGUUACCGAAAUUGGUACCGAGAACCGUGGAUUUUCACUGGUAUCGGUACCGAAGACUGAAAUUUUGGUAACGUGACAGCACUAGUAGGAUCUAAACCAUCUUAGAGCCUGCCCUUGAAUACCUGUAUAGUUUUGUAAUCGAUCUACGAGUAUGUCAUGAUCUAUGGUGUCGAACGCAGCCCUAAGAUCAAGUGAAAUUAGAUUUUUAAUUUUAACAAGUGCAGUUUCUGUGCUAUGGUGGGGCCUGAAACCUGACUGAAACAGAUCAUUUUUAUGCAGGAAGGUGCUCAAUUGAUCAGACACAACUUUUUCAAAAAUUUUAGACAUAAAUGGAAGAUUUGAAAUAAGCCUAUAAUUUGCCAGUUCACUAGGAUCUAGUGUUAGUUUCUUAAUAAGAGGCUUAAUAACCGCCAGCUUGAAUGGUUUUGGGAUGUGACCUAAAGAUAACGACGAGUUAAUGAUAUUGAGAAGCGGUUCUUCGGCUACAGGUAACAACUCUUUUAGUAAUUUAGUGGGCACAGGACCUAAUAAACAUGUUGUUGGUUUAGAUACAGUGAUAAGUUUAUUUAGCUCUUCCUGUCCUAUAUUUGUAAAGCACUGCAGUUUAUCUUUGCGAUGGAUAAAACUCAAGUGUUAGGUCCGGUGACAUUUUGCUUGACUCCAAAAGAGUUUAUUAGGUCAGUAAACGCAAGUCCUAAUGCAUCAUUUGUAUUAUCAACGUGAAUAUUAAAAUCUCCCAUGAUUAGCGCCUUAUCAACUGUAACCAGAAGGUCUGAGAGGAAAUCUGCAAAUUCUUUUAGGAAUUCUGUAUACGUCCCUGGUGGUCUAUAUACAGUAGCCAGAGCAAGAGAUAAAUUAGAUUUCUUUUGCAUGUCUGACAGUGUAACAUUUAGCAGAAGUAUUUCAAAAGAGUUAAACCUGUAUCCUGUUUUCUGGGUAACAUUGAGAAUAUCACUAUAUAUUGUUGACCAGUCUGACGGGGCUCAUGCUUAUAACAGUAGUUUGGUGGAGUAGACUCAUUUAGACCAAAAUAAUCAUUUGGUUUUAGCCAGGUUUCAGUCAAGCAGAGUAAAUCAAAACUAUUAUCUGUGAUCAUUUCAUUUACAAUAACUGCUUUUGGUGUGAGUGAUCUAAUAUUUAUGAGCCCAAACUUUAAAGAUUGUUUUUGUUCAUUUACUUUACAUGUUUCUGGUUUAAUCACAAUAAGAUUUUUUCUAGAUCCUACAUUAAAUUUAUAUUUUGACCUCACUAUUCGGAGAACAGACACAGUCUGAAUAGAUUGUACAGUGCAAGUACUUUUAUCAUUUAAGCGGGUGACAAAUGUCAUCAUAAUAGUUAUUUGAGAAUUGUCUAGGAAAAGCCUAGGACGCUCCCAGAAAAGAUUCCAAUUAUUAACAAAUAGCAGUUUCUGUUCUUUACACCAUGACAACAACCGUUCAUUUAAAGCAACAAGUCUACUGAACCUUUCGUGUCCUCGUUGAUAAGGAGUGAAGGUGAUCGCGUCCUGGGUGCACUGGGCCUGUGCAGAGAAACACACGGAGUAGACGUGGUGGGAGUGUUAACAGCACGCUGUAUACUUACACCGAACUUGUGAGCGUCAGCCCGGGAUGAUUCCAGCGCAGCUCUUCGCUCUCUCAGCUGGGCCUGCCUCUCCUCCAGGUCUCGAAUCCUCCAACGUGUCCUCGCCUGCAAUCAAAAAAUUCAUGUUCAGUGAAGCUCCCCACAACAAUCACAAAUAAAUUAAUUCACCAUUAAAAGCUGGAAUAUAUCAGUUUACGAGUGAAGACGAGCCUCAAAUCAUCAGGAGGAGUUUAUUAAAGAGGAAAGAGAGGAGAUGGGAGAUCCAGAACCCUGCAGAAUCAAACACACUGAAGAUACUGAAGAACUAACAGAGUUGAUGGAAGAAAAUGAGAAGCAUGAAGAAUUGAGUGAAGUUGAGAGAAAAAAUCAAUUCAGGACUGAAGAAAAACCUUUGAGUUGCUGUCAAACUCAGAAAGUUUUAAAGAAAAGAAGAGCCCAGAAAUCUUUCUCCUGUACUCAGUGUGGAAAGAGAUUGACAUGCAAACAUCAUCUUGAUCUUCACAUGAGGAUUCACACUGGAGAGAAACCUUACAAGUGUUCACACUGUGACAAGAGAUUCAGACUGUCAGGACAUCUGAAAACACAUGAGAUGAGCCACAAUGGUAUUAAACCGUUUACUUGUGAUCAGUGCGGAAAGAGUUUCACAAUAAAAGGAAGCCUUACAUCACACAUGAGAGUUCAUACUGGAGAGAAACCAUUCACUUGUGAUCAGUGCGGGAAGAGUUUCUCACAAUCAGCAAGUCUUAAGUUACAUAUGAACAUCCACACUGGAGAGAAACCACACACAUGUGAUCAGUGCGGGAAAACAUUUUUGAGGGAUUCAAACCUGAAGCAGCACCUGAGAGUUCAUACAAAGGAGAAGCCACAUUCAUGUCAUUUGUGUGGAAAGAGUUUUUCAUUAAUACAAAGUUUGAAAGAACAUCAGAAAAUACAUACUGGUGUGAGAGAGUACAUGUGCUUUGAGUGUGAAAAGACUUUUAUUACUGCAAACGGUUUAAAAAAGCAUGAGAGGAUUCACACUGGAGAGAAACCUUACAAGUGUUCACACUGUGACAAGAGAUUCAGUCGGUCAGGAGACCUGAAAACACAUGAGAGGAUUCACACUGGAGAGAAACCUUACAAGUGUUCACACUGUGACAAGAGAUUCAGAGAUUUAGGAAACCUGAAAAAACAUGAGAGGAUUCACACUGGUAUUAAACCGUUCACUUGUGAUCAGUGCUGGAAUAGUUUCACACAAAAAGGAAGCCUUACAUUACACAUGAACAUCCACACCAGAGAGAAACUGUACACAUGUGAUCAGUGCGGGAAGAGUUUCACACAAAAAGGAAGCCUUACAUCACACAUGAACAUCCACACUAGAGAGAAACUGUACACAUGUGAAUCAGUUAAUUAAUGUGGAAAGAGUUUUUCACACUCAUUCAACUUUAAGCAUCAUAUGAACAUUCACACAAGUGUGUGUGCAUUUAUUAUUUUUUUGGAGGGUUGGGUCUGAGGACCCUGCUGGACACCUUUAUUAGGGCCCGAGCACCGAGGUGCGAGGACCCUCUUGUAUCUGCUUUGUUUAUUAUUAUUAUUCUUCUUCUUCUUCUUCUUCUUCUUCUUCUUCUCCCGAAUGAAUCGCAUUUUUGAGGGCUUUAACAUGCUCAAAAAGUCAUGAAACUUUGCACACGCGUCAAACCUGGUGAAAAUUUUCGUCUGAUAUAGGAUUCAGAAGAGGGUGUGGCAAAAUGGCUCGACAGCGCCACCUGUACUAAGAAAAUCAACAGCCUUCCAGCUAUGUUUCACGUACAUGCACGAAAAUUGGCACACAUAUGUAACACCAACACCUACAAAAAAGACUCUUGCAGCGAAAUUCUAAACCCAACAGGAAUUCGGUUAUUUUUAAUAUUAUGAGCAUAUUUUGUGUAAUUUUGGUCAUUUCCAUGUGUUGUAUUUUAACGAACUCCUCCUAGAGAGUUCUUCAAAUCAACACCAAAUUUGGUAUGCCUAAUCUAAAGGCCAGACAUACAAUGUCCAAUCUGCCCCAAACUUCACAUGUUUGAUGAGACUCUGAACCUGAACAUAUUGACAUGCGCAUAUUCAGUUAUAGUCAUAGCACCACCUAUUGGCAACAGGAAGUGACAUAUUUUACACUGCGAUGAACUACUCCUAGAAAUUUUAUGACAUCAAUGUCUUUUUUGUGGUCAGUCUAAUCUAAAGGCCUGUGCGAUGUUAAGUUGUGAAGAUCUUGAGUUUUCGUUAAAAGGCGUGUCCAUGGCGCCAUCACGAAGUUCGAUGUCUCGCCAUGGGAAUAAAAGAUGUUAUAACUCAGGCAUAAAAUGUCCGAUCUUCCCCAAACUUCACAUGUGUGAUAAGAGUCCUGGCCUGAACACAUCUGAAGGCCAAUAUUCCAUCAGGUGUGGCAAAAUGGCUCUAUAGCGCCACCUAUACACUUUCAACGGAGUGCGCUUCGAGCUAUGUUUCACGUACAUGUACAAAAAUCGGUAUACACAUGUAACACACCAAUACCUACAAAAAAAUUUUCUUGGUACGAAAUCCGAAUCCCAACAGGAAGUCGGUUAAUUAGAAUUUUCUCUGCAAAAUUGGCGUUGUUUUUGCCAUUUUCAGGGGUUGUAUUUUAACGAACUCCUCCUAGAGAUUUAUUCAGAUCAACACCAAACUUUGUCAGUGUAAUCUAAAGCCCUUUGCGAUAAUAAAUUGCGAAAGACUUGAGGUUUCGUUAAAGGGCGUGUCCAUGGCGGCCUGACAAAUUUCGAUGUUUCGCGAUGAAAAAGGAAGUUGCUGUAACUCGGACAUACAAUGUCCAAUCUGCCCCAAACUUCACAUGUUGGAUAAGACUCUUGACCUGAACAGAUCUACAUGCCAAUAUUCAGUUAUAGUCAUAGCGCCACCUAUUGGCAACAGGAAGUUACAUAUUUUACACUGCGACAAACUACUCCUAGAAAUUUUAUGACAUCAAUGUCUUUUUUGUGGUCAGUCUAAUCUAAAGACCUGUGUGAUGUUUAGUUGUGAAGAUCUUGAGUUUUUGUUAAAAGGUGUGUCCAUGGCGCCGUGAUGAAUUUCGAUGUCUCGCCAUGGGAAUAAAAGAUGUUAUAACUCAGGCAUAAAAUGUCCGAUCUUGCCCAAACUUCACUUGUGUGAUAAGGGUCCUGGCCUAAACAGAUCUGAAGGCCAAUAUUCCAUCGAGUGUGGCAAAAUGGCUCGAUAGCGCCACCUAUACACUUUCAACGGAGUGCGUAUACACUUUAAACUGAGUGCGCCUCAAGCUAUGUUUCACGUACAUGUACAAAAAUCGGUACACACAUGUAACACACCAAUAUCUACGAAAAAGUCUCUUGGUACGAAAUCCGAAUCCCAACAGGAAGUCAGUUAUUUAGAAUUUUCUCUGCAAAAUUAGUGUUGUUUUGGCCAUUUUCAGGGGUUGUACUUUAACAAACUCCUCCUAGAGAUUUAUUCAGAUCAACACCAAACUUGGUCAGUGUAAUCUAAAGCCUUUUGCGAUCUUAAAUUGCGAAGAUCUUGAGGUUUCGUUAAAGGGCGUGUCCAUGGCGGCCUGACAAAUUUUGAUGUUUCGCCAUGAAAAGGAUGUUGUUGUAACUCAGGCAUAAAAUGUCCAAUCCUCCCCAAACCUCACAUGUUCGAUAAAAGUCCUGCCCUAAACACAUCUGAAGGCCAAUAUUCCACUAUAAUGAUAGCACCACCUGCUGGCAACAGGAAGAUUGGCACAUAUAUGGAAUAAACAUUGAUAUAUUCUACUUAUAUUUAUGAGUUUAAACGCAUAUUUCUCACCGUUCACCUAUUAACUAAAGCCACUCGCUGCCGGUGAGCCCGGGUGCGAGGGCCCGUUCAUCGCUGCUUGCAGCUUUAAUUUUCUCUUGUUUUGUGUAUCUGCAUGCAUCAUUUGGAAUUGAACUGUUGAGACUUGUGUGGAAUUAAUGUAUUGUAUUAUAUAUAUUCAGGCUCAACCUGUCUUUGGCAGUGAAGCUGUGUGCCUUUGAUAAGGCUGGUAUUUCCCAGUGGAUUCUGGGAGACGUAGCUGAUCAGUACUUAAACAUUUUACUGUUCUUUGUUCUGUACUUGACCAUCUCUGUCACAUAUGUAUAAAACUUGAUUGAACAAUAAUCUUCAUUCUUUAUUUUUCUAAUUUAACAUUUUAAUUUGAUUGAAAAUUGUAUUAAGCAUGGUCUUUGCUUAAAUUUAAAAGGCUCAUUUUGUAAAUGUCAAUUAUUAAUUUAAUUAUUAAUUAUUAAUUUAAAUGAUAGACAAACACAGACUGGGUGCUUAAAGCUGUAUAGAGACAGAAGAAUGAGGUUAAUCUCCAGCAGUUUUAGUGAUCUUGUAGACAAAACUUCUUUAAGCAAAUGUGUUUAAUCUUAUCUAAAUGAAUUCUAAUUUUAAUCUAAUUUAAUUUUAAUCUAAAUGUAAUAUAUGCAUACGUCUGUGCACUGAAGAAAAACACAGCUUCCUUGUUUUAUUUAUUUAUUUUGAUCUGGUCUUAAGUUCUUGUGAUCAAGACAUAACAAAAUUGCUGGAAACUUCAUAAAGUAAAAAUAGAAUAAUAUCACAUGGCCUGUAUGUUUUUUGUGCUGUUCUGAUGAGUUAAAAUGCCUAUCCCGAUGUGAAAAUGCCCAGUAAUUGAGAAACACCCUCUUUUUGUUCCGCGUCCGGAGAUGAAAACACUUCAGUUUAUUACAAAGAUGUUUGAAUUACAGUGAAAAACAUUAUGCACUGAUACAGUGCAGUGUAAUAGAGGAAAAAUAUAGUGUUAUGUGAUAAUUGAAAAGAAUAUGUAGUAGAAAUUGGUUGGUCACACUUUAUAUUAAGUGUCCUUAAUGCCUGUGUAUUUACAUAGUAACUUAAUGUGUAUGUAGGAUGUAACCAGAGUGUAAGUUUGGUAAGUUAAGUAACACAUUGGUACAUUGUAUCUACAGCUGUAAUGUUUCUGUAACUACAAACAUGUAACAACCCUCAGGAUGGUUUGUGUAAUUACAAAUGUGUAACAGAACAUUGGUAACAACACUUUUUUCACUUAAGUACUCGUGUAACAGGAAUUAUAUAACUUAAUUUUGUAACAACAA
This is a messenger RNA of Carassius gibelio (silver crucian carp), 6739 nucleotides long. RefSeq names its product gastrula zinc finger protein XlCGF52.1. The transcript is spliced from 3 exons. Gene Ontology annotation, molecular function: DNA-binding transcription factor activity, RNA polymerase II-specific; RNA polymerase II cis-regulatory region sequence-specific DNA binding. Lineage: Eukaryota; Metazoa; Chordata; Actinopteri; Cypriniformes; Cyprinidae. The record is from RefSeq and is a predicted model, not a curated record. The coding region runs from base 1915 to 3054 and encodes 379 amino acids. Gene Ontology annotation, biological process: regulation of transcription by RNA polymerase II.